Closterium sp. Naga37s-1 is the source of this 672-nucleotide messenger RNA. Lineage: Eukaryota; Viridiplantae; Streptophyta; Zygnematophyceae; Desmidiales; Closteriaceae. The record is from the annotation of a GenBank genome assembly.
AUGGAUACAGAAGUCAGCGUUUGCUCGUCCCGUCCCCCUCCCGUCGCCUUCACUCCCUCCUCCGGUCGCCUUCACUUCCCCCUCCCGUCGCCUUCACAUCCCCCUCCCGUCGCCUUCACAUCCCUCUCCCGUCGCCUUCACUCCCUCCUCCCGUCGCCUUCACAUCCCUCUCGCGUCGCCUUCACUCCCUCCUCCCGUCGCUUUCACUUCCCCCUCCCGUCGCCUUCACUUCCCUCUCCCAUCGCCCUCGCUCCCCCCUCCCAUCUCCCUGCUCAUUCUCCCGUCGCCCUCGCUUCCCCGGCUCACCCUGUUUCCUCUGCUCCUUCGCUACCCCCCGGCUCUCUCUGUCUGUCUCCCCUGCUCAUUCUCUUCCCAGUCUCCCCCCCAAUCCCCCACAACCUCUUCCACAAGUUGGAAGAUUCACUUGCGCUAACGCUUCCUGCCCCGACGCUACCCCUCCCUGCACCCGACGCCAACCCGCCAUUUCCCCACGCUAAUCCUCCCUUUCCCUCACUACCACCCGCCCAAUCCCCCACUCCCCCCCGUACUUUCCCCCACUCGCACCCGUCCAUUCCCCCACUGGCCCGGUCAUUUCCCCCACUCCCCCCCGUCAUUUCCCCCACUCUCCCUCGCCCUUUUCCCCCACAUAAGCAUUCCUUUCCCUCACGCUAA